AUGAUCAGCUCAUGUAUCGAACCGCAUAUCGAUUGCUAUGCUGGGCUGUUCAGCUACUUACCCUCCGAGGAACCACCGCAUAUUCGAUUUCGAAUAAUAAUCGAAGUGGCCUGGGUAUUCGGUACUCUGAUUGGAAUGUCUCUAUUCCUUGCUGUGAUGCUACUGGCUUGUUGGGUCAAGUUUUGGUAUAACAAUACUAUUUCGUUGAUUACUAGCGCAGUGGUCAUCGUUCCUGCUAUGAUUUUGUUCAUAGCGUUCAGUGCCAUGUUCAACCGAACCCUUACACACCAUGCUGUGGAACACUCAAAACGAAUUAUCGAUUACUUGGAACCACGGCUGAGUUUGUUGGAAUCCGGUCUGUUAACUCAUGAUACUAAUAAGGAAGAUGACGAGUUUUCGGAAUUCUGA
Molecule: messenger RNA, 408 nt
Organism: Opisthorchis viverrini
Lineage: Eukaryota; Metazoa; Platyhelminthes; Trematoda; Opisthorchiida; Opisthorchiidae
Exons: 2
Coding region: 1-408 (135 amino acids)
Biological process (GO): store-operated calcium entry
Cellular component (GO): membrane
Molecular function (GO): store-operated calcium channel activity
Source: RefSeq, a predicted model, not a curated record